Penicillium arizonense is the source of this 450-nucleotide messenger RNA. RefSeq lists its product as uncharacterized. Gene Ontology annotation, molecular function: transmembrane transporter activity. The coding region runs from base 1 to 450 and encodes 149 amino acids. The transcript is spliced from 4 exons. Gene Ontology annotation, cellular component: membrane. NCBI's taxonomy places the organism in Eukaryota, Fungi, Ascomycota, Eurotiomycetes, Eurotiales, Aspergillaceae. The record is from RefSeq and is a predicted model, not a curated record. Gene Ontology annotation, biological process: transmembrane transport.
AUGCUCUGGAACAAAGACCCUUCAACAGUUACCAUGACUCAAGCCGACGAAGCCCAGUCCAGAGGCCAGGUCGCCCCCAAAUGGCGCGGCACCCAGGCCGACCAGGCCGAUAUGAGCGCUCUGGGGAGAGACCAGGUCUUGCGGCGUAACUUCCGAUAUAUCUCCAUCGUAGGAUUUGGCUGCACGCUGAUCGCCACGUGGGAAGUUAUUUUGACUCUGCUGGCGCAAGGCCUGACCGAUGGAGGAACUGCCGGUUUGAUCUGGGGGUUCCUCAUCGUCGCUGCUGGGUUCCUUCUGGUGUUCCUGAGUCUGGCCGAGAUGGCAUCCAUGGCUCCCACCUCCGGUGGACAGUACCAUUGGGUAUCGGAGUUUGCCCCUCCUAGCUGCCAGAAAUUCCUCAGCUACAUCACCGGCAAGUUCUCCCCCGCCCCACCAGCUCAACCAAACUAA